Molecule: messenger RNA, 558 nt
Organism: Hyaloscypha bicolor E
Lineage: Eukaryota; Fungi; Ascomycota; Leotiomycetes; Helotiales; Hyaloscyphaceae
Exons: 1
Coding region: 130-495 (121 amino acids)
Source: RefSeq, a predicted model, not a curated record
GACGACGAGCUCGUGGGGAAAAGUAGCACUCCUCGACAUACCCCAGUAUUUAUUCACGAUCUCCCCGCUAGCCUCCAGCAAGUGUAUGCUACGUCCCUAUAAUUAUCGUCCGUCAUUGGGAACUAUGGCAUGCAAGGAAUCCUCGACCAACAUAAGUCCAUUGUCACGAAUAACCGGGAGAGAAUGAGGCUAAAGGAACCUCCCACCAUAUUUACCCGAUUUACCAGCUUCCCGGCAGAAAUCCGAGUCAAAAUCUGGCAGCACGCUGCACAAAUCUCUCAGCUGAUUAAUAUAGAGGACGAACCUGGCAGAUAUUUCCCGGGAAAUAAUUCGAGGUGUCCACUCUUGCUUGUUAAUUGGGAAGCAGAAAUUGAGGGUUUGGAGCACAAGGAGGGCUUGAAUGGUGGUUACUUAGUGGAGGAGAAGAUGUUUGAGGAUGAUGCUCACCCAGCCAUUUUCGCGAACCUCGAACCGGAUAUCAUCUGGCUUAAGUAACACCCUAUGAUGAACACCCCUUUUUAGGGCGACUGGUCGCUUAUCAUGACUUUGAGACAUGGG